Aspergillus uvarum CBS 121591 is the source of this 736-nucleotide messenger RNA. RefSeq names its product F-box domain protein. Bases 35 to 736 code for a protein of 233 amino acids. NCBI's taxonomy places the organism in Eukaryota, Fungi, Ascomycota, Eurotiomycetes, Eurotiales, Aspergillaceae. The transcript has a single exon. The record is from RefSeq and is a predicted model, not a curated record.
AAAACCCAUUCCAACAGCACAACAAACCCACCCCAUGAACCCCGACGAAGACUCACCAACCCCACGUCCCAUAGCAAACCUACCGCCGGAACUCCACCUCCUCAUCGCCACACACCUCCCACAACUCCCCGACCUCUCCCGCGCGCACCUCGCCCAAACAAACUACUACUUCCACACCCUCCUCCCCCGCCCCACGCACGCCGACUUGCUCGCCGCCGAGCUCGACCCCCUCGCCAUUGCCAACGACCUCUACGCCUGCCGGUACUGUCUGCGGCUGCGGCGGGUGACGCACUUCGCGGACCGGAUGGUGCGGCGCGGCCGGGGCCGGUUUGGGGCGGCGCGGGAGCGCGCGAAGCGGUUUUGCUUGGAGUGUGGGAUUUGCCCCAGGGAUCAAGGCUUGGGAAAUGGAGGGGUGGGGGAGGGCGCUGGACAGGCCCAGGCUCAAACUGAAGUGCAAGCUCAAGCUGAAGGAAAGGCGUGGGGCGAAGCGCGGUACGGGUAUGGGGAUCUGGUGCGCGUGCAGGGGGAGUGGAGGGUGUUCUGUGGGCGGUGUCGGGGGUUGCGGCGCGUGGUUCCUCUCUCUCAACCGGCGGCAUCCGGGAAAGGGAGGGGCAGCAGGGGGCAUCCCCCAAAGCUGCAGGUGUGGGAGGAAGAGCAGGGGAUGGGGAUGCGCUUGGGAAGGGACCUGGGGUGUGAGGGGUGUUUGUCUGUCUCCCGUCAGGGAUUGGGAGGCUGA